AUGAUAAUCGUGUCGCUAUACAGCAUAGCAAGUGAUCUGAUCCUGAUAGCACAAUUUAUUUAUUACAAACUGCAUCAUCAAGCAGUGUUGGCAAUUGUCUCACAUGCCUUGGGCCAUGGCGAAGUGACCCUAGAGGAAAGUGAUCCUCUUCCUAUUCUUGAGAGUGCAACAGCCUCCGAUCGUACUUCGCUGUUGGGUACCGAAGACAUCGCUCGUGCAAACCCAACUUAUACACGAGUACCGGCCUUGUAUUCUACUGUCGGCCUUCUUGCUAUCAGUGCUUGCAGUUUCGCCUCCACAGCUUACCACUUGAUAUCGUCCUCGACUCCAUCGGUUGACUUCGGUAAUUCCCAUUCCCCCACAAGAUCUUCACCUCGAGGGUUUCUUAUCACCGAGCUACCUGAUUCGACUAUCUCCCAUUCCUCACUGCUACCGCAAAUCGGUGCCAAAAUUGGAUAUACUCUGGGAACCAUUUCAUCCGUCAUGUAUAUUUGCUCCAGAUUCCCUCAGAUUUUUCUCAACUGGAAGCGCGGAUCCACGAAAGGUCUGUGCUUGGGAUUAUUCUCCUUGGCUAUUUUUGGAAAUGUUUUAUACGGAUUGCAGAUUUUUCUCGCAUCACUUGAAACAUCGUAUCUGCUUCGAUCACUACCAUGGCUCAUUGGUAGUCUGGGUACAGUAUUUCUCGAUCUCAUUUUACUGGGGUCAACCUUCCGCUGUUCCCCGAUAGACGAUACGGUUUCUGUGCAUUUGCUAUCUCUUUCACUAUAUCAACUGAUAUUUGGGCGUCAUUCCGAUGCGAAUCAAUUUGACUCCCGUUACCAUGCCCAACAGCCAUAA
Molecule: messenger RNA, 837 nt
Organism: Dicrocoelium dendriticum
Lineage: Eukaryota; Metazoa; Platyhelminthes; Trematoda; Plagiorchiida; Dicrocoeliidae
Source: the annotation of a GenBank genome assembly